UUCUCAUGGCACUCUCUGUAAUGUAUAGGAGACAGGCUUUAGGCGCAGAAUUGUAAUUAGAUGUCCCUGAUCGCGUAUAUUUGAAUGUUUUGGAGUCGAUUUCAUAGCAUAAUUAUGCAUUUUCCAUCAGCGGUGAGCCAUGGGAAGGUUAUUGAUGCUGUGGUGAUAUUUGAUUUGUGUGUGGAGGUGGGCUGAAGGAAAAGGCAUAUGCCAAGCAGAGAGAGAAACAGCCUUAAUGGGUUUCAGUGUGAAUUGGAAAAAGACACGUGGACGUAUAAAUGACUGCUGCCUCGUGGUCAUUAUUGAAAUACAGGUAUUGUCGUCGCAGGAGAGAUUGCAUUAUCUCCUCAUCAGUGUCUCAUUUUAUUGAAGGACUCGAGUUUACCUAUUUAAAAGGCGUCCCAAGUGCUACUCAGCCCACCCCCGCCGUUUGACGUCAUCUACCCUUAUACAAAGUGUUUUCUCAGCUCUGCUCGAUGAAGGAUGCACUCCCACUUUCAUCCAAGUGCCCUCAUCUUCUCCUUUUAUCCCCAGUGAAAAUGACAAUUUCUCCAAAUGUCAUUUCUCCUUCCCCAUACGCAUUUCCUGUCUGCAGAAUAUGAAGCCAUCAGCGGUGCAGACACUCCGUCUCUCUGUAUUUUGCAGCAGCAACUAUAGAAAGGGUUUUUUAAAAAACAGAUGACGUUAAGGUAGAGAGAAUUGUAAACGCAAAUCUCGUGUUUGUAACAAGGCUCGAUUAAAACCUGAGCCAUGUAUCCCCCCAAAAGACAAAGGAUGUUCAUCCAUACGCCUCAGACAGUUUGAAGUCAUUGUUCCAGAGAAAUCUUAAACCUGCAGAAAUUGAACACCGUGGUGCGGAUGAAAUAGUGGCUUGGUUUUCAGAAGGUUGCUUUAACACAGGCCUCAAACAUCCCUCGGAGCUCUUUGUUGCCUUCAUUUAUCACACAUUAUUUUGAAUUCAUUCAGAAAACAAGUCCCUAAAGCCUCUGAUGCUGCAUGCAAGCCGAAAAGACUCUGCUUGCUUCAAUUGUGCUGCAUUUGCACAAACGAGAGAGAGAGACCGUGUUGUUGUUUUUGCUACUCUAAUGAGAUGGCAAGUGAUUUAUUUAUGAAUUACUUGUUUGGAACAGACCCCUUGUGCGUUGUUUGUGUGUGUGAGGGGGGUGCGUGUGGGUGUGUGUAUUCGCUGGAGUCAAGUCCCUCAGUGAUUGCUGGUGCAAGUCUGUGUCAUCCUGAGUUCGUACUCACCUCCAUGUGGGCCUUUGGGAAGAGCUAUAUCUAUCUUGGCAUGUCCUCGUGUGUGUUGGAGGUGGGGCUGACUCAUUAGGCAGGUGUCAGCAUCAACUCCUAUAUUGCUGCAUGCCAAACAGGAGCUCCCGGCCCGUGCAGGGAAGAAUUAUGACGCUCAUAGAGCAAGCAAAUCACCAUCAAUCGUUGUACAAAGGAUAAUGAGUUGCUGCAAUGGCUUCAGUAUUUAUUCCUGUCAGCCCCCAGUGUCGGCGUUGAACAAGCCUCAUCUUUGAUUUCGAUUUUUUUUAUGAAUUUAUUUUUAGAAUGUCCACGCAAAUGUGACUAAGGAUAGUGCCGCUCAAUGCUCAUGAAUACAUGCAAGCUAUAAAGGUUGAUUCUCGCGCGUUGGGUCACGACUCGCACACUGACGCACCACCCUCGAGAAAUAUGCCACCAUGUUUGGUGGGCAAACACGGAAGCAGCGAGGCUCCCUGCUCUAUAUAUACAUAGAAUAUAUGUACAUAUAUAUAUAUAGCUGGACAUAAUGGUGUGGGUGUGAUGUGCACGGCGGGCGCGCGAAUAAAAAAGACAAGAUGCGCAGUGAGGGCGCACUAAUAGUUCCGCCUCGGGGUUGUUGAAACAGGAGUUGAAGGCGAGCAGUGAGCCAGUCAGCCAGUCGCUGGUCACAUGUUGCAGCGUCAUCGUGUAGUAAAGUUGCUCGACUUCCACACAGGCUCCCCAUUCCGAGUUUGGCGGCUCUCUUGUCUUGUCGUCGACAUCCCACCACUGGCUCGCUCCUCCUCCUCUUCUGCUGCUGCUGCUGCUGCGGCGGCGGCGGCGGCAUGCAGGCGACGACUCGGCAUAUACGCACCAUCUCCACCGGAGCCGUCCAGCCAUGGGAGUGCAUGACCUCAUCCAUGCAAUUUCCACCAUCAAUAAUUUAAUCUAUUUGCUCCAAACCUGAAGAGAUAUCGCGAAGCUUGUCAGGAGGAAAAGUAGCGCUAAAGUCGAAAUUAUACUCUGGGAGUUAUAGCCAGGACAGCCCAGAUGACUCUGUCCUGUUGAAUGGUCUGUUUUACGACUGGACAGCACAAGUUCCACCAGGUGAGAAGAGUGAUGACCAUCCUGUUCCUUACUAUGGUUAUUUCAUACUUCAGUUGCAUGAGAGCUGCGCCCCUGAGAGACGGCCCAGGCAUGCAGGGCCAUCGGACGGAAGGCUAUCUGGGUGCCGGCGCUGCUGCUGCAACGGUCGCCAGAGGCCGCGGGACUCCGCAGAGUAGUGGCGGGCCAGGCCAGCGUGGGAUGCCCUCGCUCUCAGACACCUUUGAGCAGGUGAUAGAGGAGCUGCUGGAGGUAGAGGGGGAGGCAGAGGCAGCCCAGAUGGGACAGGGGGCAGACAAGAGCCAGGGAGGUGGGGGUCUGGCUUCAGUCGUCACCACCGAAAGCAAGGAUGUCGACAUGUACGACUCGCGGGUGAUGAUCAGCAACCAAGUGCCUUUGGAGCCGCCGUUGCUCUUUCUUCUGGAGGAAUACAAAAACUAUCUGGAUGCUGCUAAUAUGUCCAUGAGGGUGCGACGACACUCCGACCCCUUGCGACGUGGAGAGCUCAGCGUGUGUGACAGUAUUAGCCAGUGGGUGACAGCGGUGGAUAAAAAGACGGCAAUAGACAUGUCGGGGCAGACCGUUACCGUCAUGGAAAAGGUUCGCGUCCCCAAUGGCCAACUGAAGCAAUACUUUUACGAGACCAAAUGCAACACCAUGGGUUACACGAAGGAAGGCUGCAGAGGAAUAGACAAGAGGCAUUACAAUUCCCAAUGCAGGACAACCCAGUCCUACGUGCGAGCUCUCACCAUGGAUAGCAAAAAGAUGAUUGGCUGGCGCUUUAUAAGGAUAGACACUUCCUGUGUAUGCACAUUGACCAUUAAAAGAGGGAGAUAGUGUAUGAAAUGUAUAGAUUUUAUUGAAGAGUUUAAAAAAGAAUACAGAGAAAAUAUCUAUUUGUAUAUAUGCAUAACAGGGUAAAUUAUUCCGUCAAAUGAAAAUUUUAUGGACUGCAUGUAAAAAAAGAUGAAGUUUAUACAGUAAAAGUGAUAUAACAGUCUAUUUAUUGAACAUAUUCAUGACCUUGUAAACGAUUAAAAAAAAUCUGAUCAGUCAUUUUGCUCCCACUUAAAUUACUAUAUCACAUUUCUCAAGACAUUGUGAUUUGUUUAUGUUGCCAACAUUUACAAAAUGAAGUGGAAAAAAUAAGCAAGGAAUGAGAGUGGACAGUUCCAUCUUCAAAAGCUUGCAUGCUGCUUCAAUUGUGAAUUGAGAAAUUCUCCACUUACAAAAAAACGAUAAGAGGCUGACCAAAAAAACUUUCCGUUUACAUACUCGGUGAAAAACAACUUUCCUCAAGUAAUUUAUCUGUUUACUGUUCUAAACUUCGCAAGGUAUAAUGUCGGGAUUACAUACUAUGUCAAGGUGCUGUUGUCAAAGCUUUGCUGUUUAUUUUUUUAUUCCCACCAGAGAAAGAUAUAUAUUAUAAAAAAUGUAUAUAUGUAUAUAUAUAUGUAUGUAUAUAUAGAUAUAUAUAUAUAUAUGUAUACAUA
This is a messenger RNA of Corythoichthys intestinalis (scribbled pipefish), 3824 nucleotides long. RefSeq names its product brain-derived neurotrophic factor (gene bdnf). Bases 2296 to 3168 code for a protein of 290 amino acids. The transcript has 2 exons. Gene Ontology annotation, biological process: positive regulation of peptidyl-serine phosphorylation; peripheral nervous system development; memory. Gene Ontology annotation, molecular function: nerve growth factor receptor binding; growth factor activity. NCBI's taxonomy places the organism in Eukaryota, Metazoa, Chordata, Actinopteri, Syngnathiformes, Syngnathidae. The record is from RefSeq and is a predicted model, not a curated record. Gene Ontology annotation, cellular component: axon; synaptic vesicle; dendrite.